Messenger RNA from Jatropha curcas, 1038 nucleotides. Its product is annotated as ras-related protein RIC1. The record is from RefSeq and is a predicted model, not a curated record. NCBI's taxonomy places the organism in Eukaryota, Viridiplantae, Streptophyta, Magnoliopsida, Malpighiales, Euphorbiaceae. Gene Ontology annotation, molecular function: GTPase activity; GTP binding.
UAUGCUUGUGAUUGUGAAGAAACAUUCAAUAUCACGAAAGUCUAGUUAUAGUUUGGCUCUGCUUCUUUAACUAUUUAUACCAAGAAAGCCUUCUCUGCCCCUUCUUUCUCACUUUCUCUCUCUUUCUCAAAGCAAAUCUUUGUUGAUCAAGAACAACAAAGAGUUUUCUCAGCAGUUCCCUCCUAGGAUCAAACAUGAUGCCCGAAUAUGACUACCUGUUCAAGCUACUGCUAAUUGGGGAUUCUGGCGUUGGCAAGUCAUGCCUUCUGCUGAGAUUUGCGGAUGAUGCUUACAUUGAAAGCUACAUUAGUACCAUUGGUGUUGAUUUUAAAAUCCGAACAGUCGAGCAAGAUGGAAAGACCGUUAAACUUCAAAUUUGGGAUACUGCUGGUCAAGAACGAUUUCGUACAAUCACAAGCAGCUAUUACCGUGGGGCACAUGGAAUUAUUAUUGUCUUUGACGUAACAGAUGAAGAAAGCUUCGAGAAUGUCAAGACAUGGCUAACAGAAAUUGAUAAGUUUGCAACUGACAGUGUUAAUAAGCUCUUGGUUGGUAACAAAUGUGAUUUAACAAACAAGAGGGUAGUGUCCAAUGAAACUGCAAAGGCAUUUGCAGAUGAGAUUGGUAUUCCAUUCCUUGAAACGAGUGCCAAGAAUUCUACAAACGUAGAAGAUGCCUUCAUGACUAUGGCUGCAGAAAUAAAGAAAAGAAUGGCUAACCAACCAUAUGCGAACGCUGUUAGACCUCCUACUACAGUGCCCCUUCGUGGAAAACCUGUCACCGACCAAAGGAGUAGCAUUGCUUGUUGUUCAUCUUGAUUUGUCGAGGGAUAUGUCUGGAUAUAAUAGAACGCAGUAAAGAUGACUAAGGCCUGCAGAUGCAAGGGGUUUGUUACUUGCAAAUCUUCUCAUUUGUAACCCCCCACCCUACCCAAAGAACAAUUUUUAUGCACUGCAUAAGCAGGAACUCAAAAGAUUUGUCGGAUUGGAAAUUUUUACAUUCAUCACUUGAUUUCUACACGUACGUUUAUGACCUAAA